Phialemonium atrogriseum is the source of this 1176-nucleotide messenger RNA. RefSeq names its product kinetochore Sim4 complex subunit FTA2-domain-containing protein. The record is from RefSeq and is a predicted model, not a curated record. The transcript is spliced from 2 exons. NCBI's taxonomy places the organism in Eukaryota, Fungi, Ascomycota, Sordariomycetes, Cephalothecales, Cephalothecaceae. The coding region runs from base 1 to 1176 and encodes 391 amino acids.
AUGCCUGCUCUCAAGCCACUCCCUGACUGCGAAGGGCCAAAGCUGGAGCCUUGCCCCUUCGAUGUUGUCGGUCCUGACUGCCAAUGGCUCGCGGUUAUCGAGGAUGGCCACCAUAGUGCUGUGGUAAAAGCAGCUAUAAAGGGCAAGCUGUACGCUAUCAAGAUCUUUUUCCCCGAAUCCCUCAAGAUCGUGCUCGGAACUGAAGAGAUAGACCACUUUAAACCCUUGGUGGGAGAGAAAGCCAUGAUCCUGCAUCUGGCCCCGUUCAAUGCAGAGUGUCGCGCCUUUGGCCGUCUCAAGGAGAUGGACUGCGAGCACGCCGCAGUCAGGGUAUACGGCUACGUCAACAUCGACAUGACCGAGGCGGUCGAACAGAAGAUCCGGGGCGCGAUGCCGGGCCGCUUCGACGAUCCGAGAUCGAUGUACGCCAUCGAAGGCGUCGACCUCGUGCUCUGUAGGGUCGGGAACACGGGCCCGCCUAUCAUGGCCAUCGUGAAGGACUGGAUCGAGGCAGCCCCGGAUUUUCGGACAGACAUGAUCGCCCAGGGCAGGUCGUUCCGGCGGAUCCUGAAGAACCUCCACAAACUCCACAGAUGUGGCAUCGUCGUCCGCGACAUAUCAGACGCCCAAUUCGUCAACGGGGUGCUCGUCGAUCUCAGCCACGCUCGGACGACGCCGCACGUCUUCGGCCCGGACUCGGGUAUCCGGCCGGCCUGGGAGUGGGCGAGCAUGGCGGCCUACGAUCUGUACAGUCUCCAGGAGAUGAUCGACUGGUGGAACGAAACGGAGUGGUCCUGGAUACCCGGCGACGCACCGGCGCCGAAGAAGUGCACGCUUCGCGCAUACGGCGACCCCGAGGGGGUGGUGCUCGACCGCCUCCGGCCGCGGGCCCGGCUGGAAUGCCAGCGACCGUAUCUGAGGAUGAUAGACCUACAUGACUAUGAGUAUCUCCAAAUGACCCAUCCGCCGCGUUACGACCCGGCUGCAUUUGACUGGAGGAAGGCGGUCGAGAGGAAGAAGAAACGCGGCGCGCAGGCCAAGCCAUCGCCAUCGUCUACAGGGCGUGUUCAGUCGCGGGUGAGGCUGGGCCGGAAGCGAGGUCAUGCAUCGACGGGAAGGACGAGGAAGGCAGCGGCUGUCAAGCAGGAAAAUGGCGUGAGAGUGGAGGAGGAAUGA